Molecule: messenger RNA, 1421 nt
Organism: Pongo pygmaeus (Bornean orangutan)
Lineage: Eukaryota; Metazoa; Chordata; Mammalia; Primates; Hominidae
Gene: TBPL2
Product: TATA-box binding protein like 2
Exons: 7
Coding region: 72-1199 (375 amino acids)
Biological process (GO): DNA-templated transcription initiation
Molecular function (GO): DNA binding
Source: RefSeq, a predicted model, not a curated record
ACGCUUCUCUCGCGCCCUCUGCAGGAACCUGAGCCGAGGGCCGCCCCGCCUCGCUGCCCCCAGGCUCAUAAAUGGCCUCUGCGCCCUGGCCGGAGCGGGUUCCGAGGCUGCUCGCUCGGCGGUUACCCCCUUACCCGCCCCCACCCCCAACAGUGGGAUUACCGUCCAUGGAGCAGGAGGAGACCUACCUGGAGCUCUACCUGGACCAGUGCGCCGCUCAGGAUGGCCUUGCCCCACCCAGGUCUCCCCUGUUCAGCCCAGUUGUACCUUAUGAUAUGUACAUACUGAAUGCAUCCAAUCCGGAUACUGCAUUUAAUUCGAACCCUGAAGUCAAAGAAACAUCUGGUGAUUUCUCAUCUGUGGAUCUUAGCUUCCUACCAGAUGAAGUUACCCAAGAAAAUAAAGACCAGCCUGUCAUUAACAAACACGAAACUGAAGAAAAUUCUGAAAGCCAAAGUCCACAAAGUAGGUUGCCAUCACCCAGCGAACAGGACGUUGGGCUGGGCUUAAACAGCAGCAGUUUGUCAAAUUCCCAUUCACAGCUGCACCCUGGUGAUACUGACUCAGUCCAGCCCUCUCCUGAGAAACCAAACUCCGACUCCUUGUCUCUGGCAUCCAUAACUCCCAUGACACCAAUGACCCCUAUUUCAGAAUGUUGUGGAAUUGUACCUCAACUACAGAAUAUAGUUUCCACUGUAAACCUGGCCUGUAAGUUGGAUCUGAAGAAAAUAGCUUUGCAUGCAAAAAAUGCAGAAUAUAACCCAAAGAGGUUUGCUGCUGUCAUAAUGAGGAUCCGAGAGCCCAGGACAACAGCCCUUAUAUUUAGCUCUGGGAAGAUGGUCUGCACGGGAGCCAAAAGUGAAGAGCAGUCUCGACUUGCAGCAAGAAAAUAUGCUCGUGUGGUGCAGAAGCUUGGGUUCCCUGCCAGAUUCCUCGAUUUUAAAAUUCAGAACAUGGUUGGAAGCUGUGAUGUGAGAUUUUCCAUCAGGCUGGAAGGUUUGGUGCUAACCCAUCAGCAGUUCAGUAGUUACGAGCCUGAACUGUUUCCUGGUCUUAUUUAUAGAAUGGUAAAACCACGAAUUGUGUUGCUUAUCUUUGUAUCUGGAAAAGUUGUGUUGACAGGUGCCAAAGAACGUUCUGAGAUCUAUGAAGCAUUUGAAAACAUCUAUCCUAUUCUAAAAGGUUUUAAAAAAGCCUGAGCAUAUCAUUCAACAUCUCACAUUAUUCUGGUUUGAAUAUGUACAUAAGCCCAGCACAGUAACAGCUGGAUUCUUCUACCUUUAAUUGUAGAUGUUCCAAGUACGUUACUUAUUAAAGGGUGACUCUGUGUAAGUAACCUAAGAAACGAAGAAAAAUUCUUAUUCAAAAUGACUCCUUCUGUGUUAUUUUAAAAACUGAACAAGUAAACACUUCAAAAUUUG